Molecule: messenger RNA, 1199 nt
Organism: Planococcus citri (citrus mealybug)
Lineage: Eukaryota; Metazoa; Arthropoda; Insecta; Hemiptera; Pseudococcidae
Product: tax1-binding protein 3 homolog
Exons: 4
Coding region: 285-659 (124 amino acids)
Biological process (GO): embryo development; cell-cell adhesion; receptor clustering
Cellular component (GO): basolateral plasma membrane; cell junction
Molecular function (GO): protein binding
Source: RefSeq, a predicted model, not a curated record
UGUUCUUAAAACUUCUACUUUACUCGAAAUUUUCUUCUCAUCAAACUACGUUGAUAACCACUUCAUUUUAAUCAAGUGUCUGUGUUUGUGUUGUUGUAGUUCAAACUUCAAUGUUUUCUUGUACUUGCUUAUUGUUUCAUGUACGUAGAUAAAUUUUCAAUUGAGCGAAUAAUACUCGUGUUUACAAUUAGCAUUAUAUUCGUGUUCAUAUCGCGUCUAGAUCUGAUUAAAUUAAAUUUUCGAUUUCACUUUUCUGGCCCGCUGUUUACAUACUCAUCGCAGUCAUGUGUGCCAAAAUGGCUUUUCAGCACCAAGCGGGUACUGCUAUGGAGUGCCUUAGCAUCCCCAUAACACUACAGAAAGAACCAGGAAUUGAUGCCGAUGGAAGAGAAGUGUUAAAAUGUGGUUUUAAAAUCGGCGGCGGUAUUGAUCAAGAUUAUAGAAAAAGUCCGCAGGGAUAUACGGAUAAUGGUAUUUACGUCACAGAAGUACACGAAGGCAGUCCUGCAGCAAAAUCUGGUUUAAGAACUCAUGACAAAAUUUUACAGUGCAACGGAUACGAUUUCACUAUGGUUACUCAUAAAAAAGCAGUCGAUUAUAUUAAGAAACAUCCUAAACUAAAUUUAUUGGUAGCUCGAAAAGGAGUUACUUCAACUUGACGUAAAGUAUACAUUCCUGGCUCCCAAUCGUUACAACAAUUAUUCGAAAUGGAUAUUUCGUGUUAUAUUUAAUGUCGUCGUUUUAUAAAUCAAGUACAAAUCGUGAACAAUUUUACGGCUGAUAACCUCUGCGUAUUUUCGUUCCCACCGAAACGCCAAAAAUCUCAAAUGCAUUCCUGAAAGCAACGAAUUCAAAAUGUUUACCAUUAUAUUUAUGUUUCGUGAAGUCAACCCGAUUCUAUUUCGAUUAUUUUUUUAUGUUUUUUAAUUUUUUAACGCUUUGUACAAAUUAUUUUUUAAAAACAAUAUUUCGACAUUGAUCGUCCUAAUAUCAUACGUAUUUAUGGGGAAAAUCAUGACAUGAUUCUUAGUUUCGCGAUUCGAAGGUUUGCGACUGUUGUACAAGUACUUUAUGCUAGCGUAGGUAAUUUAAAAUAUUUAUUUUGUUACUAGUUCCAAAGAAACGCUUUGUUUUGUUAUAAAAUUUCUAUUGUUUUUUUAUUUUUCAUUUACCUAAAUUAUUAAAUUAUUACUACGAAA